Messenger RNA from Conger conger (European conger), 3245 nucleotides. RefSeq names its product calpain-1 catalytic subunit-like. The transcript has 22 exons. The record is from RefSeq and is a predicted model, not a curated record. NCBI's taxonomy places the organism in Eukaryota, Metazoa, Chordata, Actinopteri, Anguilliformes, Congridae. Gene Ontology annotation, molecular function: calcium-dependent cysteine-type endopeptidase activity; calcium ion binding. Bases 296 to 2410 code for a protein of 704 amino acids. Gene Ontology annotation, biological process: proteolysis. Gene Ontology annotation, cellular component: cytoplasm.
AUAAGUCUACAGUAUGAAAAAGAGGCAGCUUGCGGAAAGGUUUUCACCACCCCUAACCUCAAUAAUAUCACUGGCCCUUACACACGGAACCACGGCAAAGGGGCUGAUUUACAUGUUAAAUCCCUGCCCUGCCUUCUGAUUGGCUGGAACCAAGCCUCUGCAGCCAGGUGAUUGGUCGAAGCCCUGCCUGUGCCACUUCCGUGCUCCGUAAUUGGCCAGCCUCCCUCCUUGUCUCCUCUCUGAUUGGCCGCCGCCGUAAUCGCUUGCCACUGGUUGCCGGGCAGAAGAGGGGAGGAUGGAAGCGGUGUGUGCGACGGGGAUGGCCGCCAAGCUAAGGAGCCAAUGGGAUCGCGACGGGGGGCUGGGGCAGAACAACAACGCCAUCAAGUUCCUGGGCCAGGACUUUGAGUCCCUGAGGGCCCGGUGCCUGCACAGCCGGACCCUGUUUGAGGACGAAUCCUUCCCCCCCCAGACCUCCUCUCUGGGCUUCAAUGAGCUGGGCCCCCGGUCCUCCAAGACCCAGGGGGUCCGCUGGGUUAGGCCCACGGAGAUCUGCACCAGACCAGCGUUCAUUUUGGAUGGAGCGACUCGCACUGACAUCUGCCAAGGCACUCUAGGGGACUGCUGGCUGUUGGCGGCCAUCGCGUCUCUGACUCUGAAUGAGAACCUGCUGCACCGGGUGGUGCCCCACGGACAGAGCUUCCAGAGCCAGUACGCCGGAAUCUUCCACUUCCAGAUUUGGCAGUUCGGCGAGUGGGUGGACGUGGUAAUCGACGACAGGCUCCCGAUUAAGGACGGGAAGUUGCUGUUUGUGCACUCGGCCGAGGGCGGCGAAUUCUGGAGCGCCCUGCUGGAGAAAGCCUACGCAAAGCUGAACGGCUGUUACGAGGCACUCUCAGGGGGCAGCACGUCGGAGGGCUUCGAGGACUUCACGGGCGGCGUGACGGAGAUGUACGAACUGAGGAAGGCUCCCUCCGACCUCUACAGCAUCAUCAGCCGAGCCAUAGAGAGGGGCUCCCUGAUGGGCUGCUCCAUUGACAUCACUGACACCCGGGACAUGGAGGCGGUGACGUUUAAGAAGCUGGUGAAGGGCCACGCCUACUCCCUAACGGGGGUGGAUGAGGUGGUGUACAGAGGGAAUCCCACUAAGCUGGUUAGAGUGCGGAACCCGUGGGGUGAGAUGGAGUGGACGGGCGCCUGGAGCGAUAACUCUAGAGAAUGGGAAAAUGUGGACCGUUCUGUCCGAGCCCGGCUGCAUAACCGCAGUGAGGACGGAGAAUUCUGGAUGUCGUUCAGUGACUUCCUGCGGGAGUUCAGCAGGCUGGAGAUCUGUAACCUGACGGCUGACGCCCUGCAGGCCUCCCAGGUGAAGAAGUGGAGCUCCACCAUCUAUCAGAGCGAGUGGAGGCGGGGCAGCACCGCAGGGGGCUGCAGGAACUUCCCUGCCACGUUCUGGAUAAACCCCCAGUUCAAGGUGAUCCUGCACCACCCUGACCAGGUCGGGGGGAAGGACUGCAGCUUCCUGGUGGCGCUCAUGCAGAAGGACCGCCGGCGCAAACGCAAGGAGGGGAAGGACAUGGAGACCAUCGGGUUCGCCGUGUACGAGGUCCCCCGUGAGUACGUGGGGAAGUCGGGCGUGCACCUGAAGCGGGACUUCUUCCUGACGAACGCGUCGAGCGCGCGCUCCGAGCUCUUCAUCAACCUGCGGGAGGUGAGCACCCGCUGCAGCCUCCCUGCGGGGGAGUACAUCAUCGUGCCGUCCACCUUCGACCCCCAGAAGGAGGCCGACUUCGUCCUGAGGGUGUUCUCCGAGAAGCCCGCCGAUUCCGUGGAGCUGGAUGAUGAUGUCGCAGCUAAUAUGCCUGAUGAGCCCGAGUUGAACGAGAGCCAGAUUGACUCAGGCUUCAAGAGUCUGUUCAGACAGCUGGCUGGAGCGGACAUGGAGAUCAGUGUAACCGAACUGGAGACUAUUCUCAACAGGAUCAUCAAAAAGCAUAAAGACCUGAAGACAGAUGGAUUUGGAAAGGAAGCCUGUCGCAGUAUGAUCAACCUCAUGGACAAAGACGGCAGUGGGAAGCUGGGACUGACCGAGUUUCACGUUCUCUGGGAAAAAAUAAAGCGAUACCUGACGGUGUUCAGGCAGUUUGAUCUGGAUAAAUCUGGAACUAUGAGCUCCUAUGAGAUGCGCAUGGCUCUUGAAUCCGCAGGGUUCAAGCUGAACAAUCACCUGUUUCAGCUGAUAAUCCUCCGCUACUCCGAGCCUGAUCUGUGUGUGGACUUCGACAACUUUGUCACCUGCCUGGUGCGACUGGAGACCAUGUUCAAGACCUUUCAGACGCUUGACACAGAUGCUGAUGGCGUAAUAUCACUGAACUUCUUCCAGUGGAUUUCCUUGACCAUGUUUGCCUAGAAGGACAAUGGGACGGGUUGCUCGUGCUCUGGUCUGCCGCCGUCUCCAGACUUUCACAAGUGCCUUCAUUUUAACUUUCGCUUCGUCGGUGUCGGGCCUCGGAUUCCCGUUUUUAACGCCUCUUAAGUUUACCUGGGCCCUCCUGUGACAGGUGUGCCAAAAUGUUUUUAAGUGUCGCAUAAAAGGGACCGCUUUGCUCGUUACCUUGUCUUUAAGAAAAACGAUCACGGAGAGAGCAAACGACACGAGCUAAAUUUCGGUUCACUUGCCAAAACCUUUCAGUUUGGUGCCAAACGGAUCGCCGUUGUCAUUGCCAACGCCAUCGGUCAGUUGUCAGCGAAGGAGUUCUUCUUUGGUACUGCCAUUGGCGAGGCAGAUAAAGGUGUCCAGUAUAAUCACAGAACCUGCAUGUAGUAUUGCUGCCUGUUUCCAGGCAUUACAGGGACAGAGACACUGAGUUUACAGGCUGCAGAACAGCCAGACCCAAUCACGAUGGGGGUCAGAGGUGGGGGGUCAGGGUGUGAGGUGGGGGGAGGGGUGGAUAAUACAGAGAAAAUCACAAAAAAAUGCUAAAAAAAUCCAAAUCAAAAGGGAUCACCACAGACUUUUACAGUAGCUUAGUUCCAUGGAAGGAGUGUGCCAAAAACUGUCCCACCUUGCCCCCACCCCACUGUAAUCAGUAUAAUCUUUUCUGCAAUGUUUUCACACGGCGUGUCUGUUUUUUACAACUAUGCAUGGGCCAUCUCUGUGAAUGCUGCAACUCUUUAUUGUCAAAUAGUUUUUUUCCUGUCUUUUUUCCACAUUUUUAAAAUUAAAUAAAUACACAUGAAGGCCA